GAUUAAGAAAUUAAAUGCGCUUAAUCACGAGACUGCACACUGCCACUUUCUAGCAUUUGCGAACAUGGCGGUUAAUGCAGGCUACGAUCGCUAUCCAUCCGUUGCUGACGACCACAAAUUCGCCCCACAGCCAACGGGUUAUUCCUUUUCUGAAACCGUGGGCGGCCGACAGGAUCCCACCUUCGUCAGAAUGACCACCUACAAGACUAAUGCGCCCUACAUGGCAGCGGGGACCACCAAUGCCUUCGCGUACCAGCGGACACCGUUGACGCGCUGCCGGGAUUGGCUGAGCACGUCCAUCUUAUCCAUCGUCAACGGGGGACUGUUGAUCGUCUUCUACGGGAUCACCAUUGGACUGUAUGCGACCAACGAUUUCAAUGGGUUAUUUUUGGCACCGUUGUACGGAGCGGGAAUUUGGGGCGGAGGGAUCGGGAUUGUCUGCGGUAUUGUUUCGCUGAUUGCACAGCAGAAGGCUAAACGGAUCGGGCCUAUGAACAGCGCGUGGGGAUUCGCUGGCGUAGCUUUCCUGCAGAUGUUAGGUGCACUAGCCUCUACCGGAGCAGCCAUCCUGGUAACUCUUUACGUUUGGAGAGCCUUUGUCGUCUAUCCCCUGGUUAGUAUGGCUGCCUCCUUUUCGACAUUCGGUUCAACAUUCGUUUUGCCUUAUGGACCAUUUAUUCUGGGCGUGUUCACCUUUGUGUUCGCCUGGGGUCCACCGGGAACCCUCAUCUACAAUUUCCGUCAUUCGACUACGGCGGCCAUAGACGUGAUGUCCCUUUAAGUGCUGGUUCCACUUCUGCCAGGGUGUUUGUCUUACAGUUACAGAUACAUACUGUAUUGUUCAUAGACAAAUGGGGUCAUGCGUCAUAUAUACUUUGAUUCGAGAAAUGGAAAGUUUUAGGAAUCAGCGGCACUAGCCGACUGUUUGAAAUAAUGGCUUUAAUGUCGUAAUAUUGCCGAUCAACAUGAGUUUUUAAUGCGAAUCCAAACCAGCAAUAAAACUUUUCGAUUA
Paramacrobiotus metropolitanus is the source of this 1012-nucleotide messenger RNA. RefSeq lists its product as uncharacterized. The record is from RefSeq and is a predicted model, not a curated record. The transcript is spliced from 2 exons. NCBI's taxonomy places the organism in Eukaryota, Metazoa, Tardigrada, Eutardigrada, Parachela, Macrobiotidae. The coding region runs from base 65 to 781 and encodes 238 amino acids.